Aspergillus japonicus CBS 114.51 is the source of this 1184-nucleotide messenger RNA. RefSeq lists its product as uncharacterized. The transcript has a single exon. The record is from RefSeq and is a predicted model, not a curated record. Gene Ontology annotation, molecular function: protein binding. NCBI's taxonomy places the organism in Eukaryota, Fungi, Ascomycota, Eurotiomycetes, Eurotiales, Aspergillaceae. Bases 110 to 1099 code for a protein of 329 amino acids.
ACGCGAGGGACCUUGAGGCCGCCGCCCCCAUCACAUAUAUGAAAGACGAUGGCCAGAUCCUCUCCCCUCUCGAAAGUCUAUCGUAAUCUCCGCCAUACGCUACAUCAUCAUGCAUUGCAUGCUUGACAAACUACCAUUGGAGCUUCUGGAGCUCAUCUGCGACGAGCUCGAGACUCAGGAUCUAGCCUCUCUGCUAGCAACAUGUCGCCAUACAUACAACCGAACAAUCCACCGCCUGGCCCAACGCUACUCAGAAAUACACCUCGAUUUCUCGAAGGGAAGCCUCAAUCAAAUCCACGCGAUCGCCAAUAACGAUAUCAUGCGCCAGCAUGUUCAGCGGUUGGUGGUCAUGGCUCCCGAGCCGUUUCUGGGGCGCAAUCUCGAAUGGCAGCGCAGCGCCGCGGGCCACCUUUUUAACCCCCUCGAAAAUCCCAUUAUCCGACAGUUUCGCAACAACCUGGUCGACAAGCUGGUCAAUUGUCGAUCAUUCGUGAUUUCACCAUUGGGUAAUAGUCUUGCGCCCGAGGAAGACGGGAUGGAUGUGUCUUAUGAUCAACACUUCACUCCGGACGACGCCGCGAGCAUCCUGCUUGACAUCAUCAAUGAUACUGCUCUGCCCGUAAAGCUCUUCUGGUAUGGCCGGGGAACGAACUAUCGGUCCGAGAUCAUGAACAUUCAGCGAUUGCCUAAAACACUCUUCAUCAGUCCAGGCUUUCGUGCAGGAUGGGGCUCGCUCACAAACCUCCAUCUGGAGCACAAACUCACGGCACAGAACUAUUCCUUCCUUUUGAAUAUGCUGCUCAGCACGCCGAAUCUUCGGAAACUGUAUCUCAGUCUGACACCUAAAGACCUGGCAAUUGAGUUCUAUUCGCAUGUCACCAAGUUGGAGUCUCUAUCCUGCCUAUUGGAACGGAUAUCGUUCUGCUGUACAGCCAUUCGGUCAGCAGAUCUCAUGCACAUACUCGAUCGGUCUCGACAUACACUGAAGCGGCUGAUUCUCUCUGACGUUGGAGGCUUAUCGGGGAGCUUACCCCAAUUACAGGACCAGCUGUCUAGUUUCCCCUGUCUGGAGAAGGUGGACUUGAGAAUCUGCCAAUAAUCAACGAUCAUGCACGGUACCAAUGAGAUACGAGUUACGCCUUCUACCUGCGCUCUACAUGCUUUGACCACAGCCAUACCUGCUG